AUGGAGUCCAGAAUGAGGACGGAGGGUGCGUUUGGCCAAGUGGGGAUACCUGAGAAGUCGGUCUUGGCAAAUCGGUUCAAACGGAGACGAAGGCGGCUUACACGACACACCUUGGGAAUGAAGGCUGCAGCGUUUUCUCCUGCGGGUUCACGUGGGGGUGAUAGGGCCCUCACAUGCCUGCGAAGCAUCCGGAGAUCGGCGUCCACUGUGCAGCGGUUGAGCGAGCUUCGUGACGAGGUGCUUUAUGGAUACUGGCUCAAUCCUUUCAAAGACGGAGAGACUUACGACGGGUGUGUAGUAUCGAGAUCAGCUUCUGAUACACGAUUUCUCGAGACGAAUACGGUCUUGUUCAAAGCAAUGAAUGUGUUGUCCUUCUCAAGUUGGGGAGCUUCUGAGCCCAUUGAGCCGCACUGUACACUGUGA
Molecule: messenger RNA, 423 nt
Organism: Peniophora sp. CBMAI 1063
Lineage: Eukaryota; Fungi; Basidiomycota; Agaricomycetes; Russulales; Peniophoraceae
Source: the annotation of a GenBank genome assembly